Dinoponera quadriceps is the source of this 3347-nucleotide messenger RNA. Its product is annotated as cat eye syndrome critical region protein 5 homolog. Bases 45 to 1229 code for a protein of 394 amino acids. The transcript has 3 exons. The record is from RefSeq and is a predicted model, not a curated record. Gene Ontology annotation, biological process: glycerophospholipid biosynthetic process. Lineage: Eukaryota; Metazoa; Arthropoda; Insecta; Hymenoptera; Formicidae. Gene Ontology annotation, cellular component: mitochondrion.
CGCCUGACUGAAAAAAUAAAGAACAAAAUUUAAAAAAAAAACAAAUGGCGAUCGCAAAGAUCUUACUGCGACUGGACGUCGCGAAGUUCACCGGAAUCAGACACUUAAGCACAAAGCCGAGAUUCGGGCUGCUCUUCGACAUCGACGGGGUGAUAGUGCGCGGUAAGAAGGUGUUACAGCCGGUGAGAGAGUCCUUCAAGCGGCUUCAAGGGGACAACGGCAAGUUCCGCGUGCCCACUUUGUUCGUCACCAACAGCGGCAACUCGCUGUGCAGUCAGAAAGCGGCCAACCUGUCGGAAUGGAUCGGCUUCGAGGUCGCCGAGUCGCAGGUCGUGCUUGCGCACACGCCGUUGCAGAUGUUCGACUACCUGCACGACAAGCAGGUGCUGAUCUCCGGCCAAGGCCCGAUCACGGAGAUCGCCCGGGAGCUGGGCUUCAACAAGACCGUCACGGUGGAUGAAUUGGCGAGGAACUUUCCGUGCUUGGACUACGUGAACGUGAAGAAGCGGAAUCCGAUAUGCGGACCGGUCGACCCGAACUUCCCGAGGAUCGAGGGUAUCGUGCUGCUGAGCGAGCCGGUCAACUGGGAAACGCCGUUGCAGCUGAUGGUGGACCUCUUAGUCACGAACGGAAUGCCGACGGGUCUGUCCGCAGCUAUUCCUUACCCGCACAUUCCAGUGUUGGCGUGCAACAUGGAUCUGCUGUGGGUGUCCGAGGCGCCGAUCCCCAGAUACGGCCACGGCGCCUUCCUCUUGUGUCUCGAGAGCCUGUACCGCAAGGUCACCGGCAAGGACAUCACGUAUUCCGCUCUAGUCGGCAAACCUAGUGAGAUUACAUAUUACCACGCGAACCGCAUGCUCGUCAAUCACGCCCGGAGCAUCGGCAUCGAGAACGUCGAUACGAUCUACGCGAUCGGCGACAACAUCAACACGGACGUGUUCGGCGCGAACUUGUACGACAAGUACUUAUCCCGCUACGAGUCCGGAGAAGGCACUAGGUCCCGCAGCCUCGAGAAACUGCUGGGGAAGAACAUGAAGUCUCCCAGUGCGAAGGCCUGCAUCAGUAUCUUAGUCGAGACCGGCGUGCAUCAGCGAGACUCCAAGUUUAUACCCGACCACAGUCCCAGAGACUUCCUGCCGGUCGAGGACGGCCUAUGCAAGCCGGCGUUCAUCGUCAAGGAUGUCGGGCAAGCGAUCAAUCUCGCGUUCAAGGAGGAGAAGUUCGAGUGAAUUCGAGCGUGUAGUAAGAUACCUCUAGCCUUGGCGUGUUCACAUCCUUACGUCGCCGGAAAGACAGACAAAGAAAGAGAGAGAGAGAGAAAGAGAGAGAGAGAGAGAAUAAGUGACGUGAGUAUUAUUAUAGCGAAUAAUCCUUUAGAGCGCUAGACAUUGCCACAACAAACGACGUUCCAAAGCGGGGUGACGGAGAGUAAUAGCAGGAGAGAGGCUAUAACGCGAGAAAGCACAAUAUUUUAGUUUGCUCAUCUUAUCAUGUCUUUUCGUCUCCUAACAAGAUUCUUAGGAUACCGAACACUUGCCACCAAGAAUCGUCACGCGUCUUCAGGUGCGACCAACUCGUCGAUCGACGAGAAGAAUUGCAAUCCAAUACGGUUGUUAUCGUGAGGAGAUAAACAAGAGGCAUAAUAUGAAAACUGAAAGAGUCGAGAACGAGAACGUUACGAGCUUGCGGAGGUCGCGUUAAUCUCGCGAGACUCGUGUUAAUUUAUAUCGUAUACAAAUAGAGCGAUCUUUUGAAGGAAACGAAAUAUAUCGUCGCAUCAUUGUAUAUAUAUGCCGAAAUAGAGGGAGAAAGAGAGAGAGAGAUGAUAAAUGUAAAUGUAUAUGUAAAGAGGACUCGUAAGAUGGGUUUCAAUACGUUUCACGGCUGUCGGGUGAACCGCCGAGACUCCGUUCUGCAGUGAUUUCAUCAAGUCAGUUUUAUUCAGCGACACGACGCUCGUCAUCUCUGAUUGACCGAACGAGCAACAGGUGGAGCCACCGAGUCGACUCGAAUUCUACGUGUUUUCUACUACACGCAAAAGAUGACGCUGCUGUGCUGUCUGUCGAAGCGCGCCUUGCUUUAUAGUCAAAGGAGCAACGCAAGCGGUACACACAACACGCAUAUAUAUAUAUAUAGGUGAUACGUAAAGUGUGCUUGUCUAGUGGAUAGUUACAUAGACGUAAGACUAUCGAUAACACGAUCGCUUUCGCGUGAGCCACUCGUGAGCGUACUCGCGAACACAACGUCGAGGGCGCGGUCCAUACCUGGCGCGGCCGGUGUGGAUCGCGCCCGCGCAGUAGUCAGGUCUAGUCUUGAAAUACAGUUCGUUGGUCGAAUACACUGAAUACAAUAUUAUAUCGAGGUUUCUGUUUCUCUCUCCUUUUUCCGGGUGUUGCUGCGACGAGCGAGCCGCGAUUCUCGAUGAAACUCCGGGAGACUGUCCGGCUUAACACUUCGACGGUCACUGUCGGGUUGUCACUUCAUUUUGCCAGCAGCUAUCGUCUUGUGAAGAAAUAUUCCUCGAUAGUAACAGUUUACAAUUAUAAUUUUAUAAUUAUAUAUAUAUAUAUACAUAUAUCGGAAAUUCGCUCAUCAGCGCACGCGACUUUUCGUCGUUUUCUCUUAGCCGAUUAUUCGCCACUCGGUGUCGCGACGCGUGCGACUUUACAGCCGAGAAUUCUUCGGCGUUCUCGCUAUUAGAAGAGAGUCAAGAGGAGAGCUUUACAAAGGGUCGCACUUCACUUGAAGAAAUGCCGUCGUGUAGAAGCGCGUGCUGCCUCACAGCAGCAAGUGAAAGCGCACAUUAUACUUGGUUUUUUACUCACCCUCACCGCUCAAGCUCUCGACACGGUGCGAUCGACCACGUCGCACCACGUGCAACACCGAGGAGCGACGCACGCCGACUGACGCCAGUCGGGACGAAGACUGACCACCCUAAGAGUAGAACUAGACGAACGUCGUGGCUCUCAAACCGGCUUAUGUCGUUCGCUCGCGCGACGAUCGCAGCUGCAAUGAAGCAUCACAUGCAAAUAAAGCUCUCUGACGUCGGCUCAGUAAGCUCCGUCAGCCAGCAACACCUAGUGGAUAGCGAGAGAGUGACACACACGCGCGUACACACCAAUGGCAGUUGUUUCACACACACACACACGCGCGCGUGCGCGCGCGCGCGCAUAUAUUUACAAGUGUGUGGGAAACGCCGCGUUUUACCGAGGGCAAUACCGACACUGUGUGUCCUCUCCUAACUUAUGACAUCUGUAGAGUUCGUCUGAAAUGUAGAAGCGUCUGCGGACUUUUACGGGCGAAAAUUAGAAUUUAUUUUAAUAAACUGCAUGCUCAAUUUCAUUUUA